This is a messenger RNA of Verruconis gallopava, 1417 nucleotides long. RefSeq lists its product as uncharacterized. Lineage: Eukaryota; Fungi; Ascomycota; Dothideomycetes; Venturiales; Sympoventuriaceae. The transcript is spliced from 3 exons. The record is from RefSeq and is a predicted model, not a curated record. Bases 401 to 1201 code for a protein of 266 amino acids.
CAAGAGAGGCGCACAUCGUCCCUUCGCCAAAACUCCUUCUUGCUGCCCUUCUGUUCGCGAGGAUGCGGAUGGCCCUGUGUUAGUCGUGUGUGCUUUUUGGAGCCCACCAGGGAUUUUCGAUCUUGCGCUGGACGCAUUGCGCGAUCUCUCGUCUUCUCUUUUUCCUUUUUUUGGACCGCUUUUGCCUCUCUCUUUCUUUUUCUCUCCCCUUGGAACCCAAUUAUAGGACAGCGCUUGAAUCGGGUAUCCCAGGUGCGUGGGUUGGGGAUUUGAGAUACUUGUGACCUUCGUUUUGGGCGGUCGAAUGGUGCGGGAUCGAUUAUAUGGGUUCACGCGUCACCACAUGAGAGUCUGCGUCGCGUGUUUGAUCUUCUGACUUUCGAUACCUUUCCAACACUCCAUGGAAAGCGGCCCACAAGGUUCAGGGAAGCAUAUCACGAUAGCUGGACAGGAUUUGGCGAUCCCGCUUCAAGCGAGGCGACGAUCGAGGCCCUGGGAAGAGAGACAUCAUGGACAACAGCCUGCUCUCGCGAAGCGAGACCCUACCCCAGAGACCACCAUCUCGGUGGACGUCAUCCAAAUAACGUUGACCAGGACGUACGCUAACACCAUCGCUCCGACAACACUGGUCACGUCCUCGACGAAGCAUCAGUCUUUGUCUUCCAUGACGACUACGUUAACUUCGGGGCCCGCUCCUGUCACGUUAUCCCUGUCUACGAUGCCCUCAUCUACGACCACAUUUCAGUCCGCUAGCACAGGUGGCAUCAUGAUAGCAAAGCCCCCACCGUUUCCUACUGCUCUUGUUGCGUCGCUUUGCACACUGCUCCCGCUCUCCGGACUGGUGAUCUUGGGCUUUUACCUAUACUACCGUAAGCGGCAGGAUUCAACCAGCGGCUCGAUCAUGACGUCGAUUUCCAAGCAGGACAAGUACGUUUGGGGACCACUGGGUCUAGUCACGCGGCGGGAGAGGGACAGGCAAAACCCGGUGUUGACAGCGCAGGAGGCCGAGGCGAGACCGGACCCCGUUGCUGAGGCCAUCCGGAAGGAGGAACGGGAGCGCCUAGCGAACAUGAGACCGCCUGGCGAAUCCAAAUUCUAUGCACCUGGCGUACGGCAUCUCGUCGAGUAUGUGGGCAGUCGAGAACGUAUGAAGGUCAUCAUCGACUGGAGAGAUAGGGUCAAGAUGGAGCGGCUAUGGUGAGAUCAACUUUGUCACCCCCUCCUGUUGUUUGUCUUGUUUGAUGCACCUUGAAUCUGUCUUGGCUGUCACACAGUCCAUGCGGGACGGAGAUUGAGGUCCUGCCGCAGCAAAUGAUAUGAAGGAGACGCAAAUAUGAUGCCGACACGUUCUUGAACGAAUCAUUGACGCCUUGCGAAGACCGACGAAAACGGAUUGGCAGGAAAGUGUGAAAAAAAA